AGAACCCCUUGGAGGACCAGAACGAGACAAUGGUUCUUGCCAGCUCUACCACCAGCAUCCACACCAUGCUGCUCCUGCUCCUGAUGCUCUUCCACCUGGGACUCCAAGCUUCAAUCAGUGGCCGGGAUACCCACCGUUUAACCAGAACGUUGAAUUGCAGCUCUAUUGUCAAGGAGAUUAUAGGGAAGCUCCCAGAACCUGAACUCAAAACUGAUGAUGAAGGACCCUCUCUGAGGAAUAAGAGCUUUCGGAGAGUAAACCUGUCCAAAUUCGUGGAAAGCCAAGGAGAAGUGGAUCCUGAGGACAGAUACGUUAUCAAGUCCAAUCUUCAGAAACUUAACUGUUGCCUGCCUACAUCUGCGAAUGACUCUGCGCUGCCAGGGGUCUUCAUUCGAGAUCUGGAUGACUUUCGGAAGAAACUGAGAUUCUACAUGGUCCACCUUAACGAUCUGGAGACAGUGCUAACCUCUAGACCACCUCAGCCCGCAUCUGGCUCCGUCUCUCCUAACCGUGGAACCGUGGAAUGUUAAAACAGCAGGCAGAGCACCUAAAGUCUGAAUGUUCCUCAUGGCCCAUGGUCAAAAGGAUUUUACAUUCCUUUAUGCCAUCAAAUGUCUUAUCAAUUUAUCUACUUUCUGAAAUUUACAACUCUCCUUUGGCUUUACCUAAUUAUGUUCCUAUUUUAUUCCAUUAAGGCUAUUUAUUUAUGUAUUUAUGUAUUUAUUUAUUUAUUGCCUUCUGUGAUGUGAGUAUAUCUGUUUUAGCUGAGGAGGAGUUUCUCCAAAGAAAAUUCCAAGGAAGACUGGGGCCAUGUUCAUUUGUCCCUUGUGGAAAUAAAUAACUUUGAAC
Messenger RNA from Mus musculus (house mouse), 849 nucleotides. RefSeq names its product interleukin 3 (gene Il3). The transcript has 5 exons. The coding region runs from base 30 to 530 and encodes 166 amino acids. Gene Ontology annotation, cellular component: extracellular region. Gene Ontology annotation, molecular function: growth factor activity; interleukin-3 receptor binding. The record is from RefSeq and is marked validated. Lineage: Eukaryota; Metazoa; Chordata; Mammalia; Rodentia; Muridae. Gene Ontology annotation, biological process: immune response.